Pochonia chlamydosporia 170 is the source of this 279-nucleotide messenger RNA. RefSeq lists its product as hypothetical. The coding region runs from base 1 to 279 and encodes 92 amino acids. NCBI's taxonomy places the organism in Eukaryota, Fungi, Ascomycota, Sordariomycetes, Hypocreales, Clavicipitaceae. The transcript has a single exon. The record is from RefSeq and is a predicted model, not a curated record.
AUGGCAACAACACGCUCCGUCUAUCUCGCCCUCUCCCGCCAGUCCAAGGCCCAGCACGCUCAUUUCGGCAUCUUCAUCCCAAACGUCGACUGCGAAAGAACCACCAUCAGCCAAGACUACCGUUCGAUGUCCUGCACAGGAACUGUCAUCCACGUGGUGGGAGAGCCAUUAAUGGCAGGCUAUGCUCUCGAGUUCAAACGGAACUUUGAGUGCAGCACGGAGCCGGACCUGGAGAAAGCUGGUCCUACUUGGGUCUGUCAACACGUCCAAUAUAUAUGA